This is a messenger RNA of Myotis daubentonii (Daubenton's bat), 2352 nucleotides long. RefSeq names its product phosphofurin acidic cluster sorting protein 2-like. Gene Ontology annotation, biological process: protein localization to plasma membrane. NCBI's taxonomy places the organism in Eukaryota, Metazoa, Chordata, Mammalia, Chiroptera, Vespertilionidae. Gene Ontology annotation, molecular function: transmembrane transporter binding. The record is from RefSeq and is a predicted model, not a curated record.
AUGCGAGACUCCAAGGGCAUCCUGAGGUCCCAAGAGAUUGUGCUGCCCCGCAGUAGACCAGUGCAGACCAACCUGGCGCUCACCUUCUCCCUGCAGUACAACCACUUCCUCAAGGGAGAAGGUAACAAGCUCCUGAUCAUGCUGGAGCAGAGGAAGUGCUCUAAGAACAGGAACGUCCUGGGCUACGAGACACUGGCCUCUGGCGCCAUCCACAUGGCUGACGUCAUGCAGCGAAACCCCAGGUGUGGCCAGAUGCUGAGCCUCUUUGGCAGCAUCAAGGAAUCCUCCACUACGGUGGCCGAGAUCUGGAUCUCCUCCCUGUGCAGUGAGCCCAUCGAACAUGAGGACAGGGCCAUGCAGGUCAGCCCUCAGGCCAAGUCGGCAGGUAACUAUGAGGGGCAGGAUGAGCUGCAGGCCAGCCGCAGGGGAAAGCACAGACAGGACCUGGAUAAGGAUGCCUUGGAAAAGGGGAAGCCAAAGAAGCAGCGGCCAUCAAUACUAGGAAACCUGAAGCAGAAAGUCCUGGCGCUGUUUCACAGAUUCCAAGUGUCGGAGGAGGUCCUGGACCCUGAGCAGGACCAUGGGGAGCAUGUCCCGGAGGUGGAGGAGGACCUGGACCUCCUGUAUGACAUGCUGCCGAACCCCAGUGACAAUGGCCCAGACACUGAGGACGAUGGCAGUGUCCUCAGCACCCCCACACCUAAGCUUCGGCCAUACUUUGAAGGCCUGUCUAACUCCAGCUUGCCGAUGGAGAUGCAGGGCCUCCACAGCACCAGGAUCCAAAAGGAGCCUCUGAGUCUGGCCCACCUGCCCGAGAAUGCGAGGCCUCCGGGAGGCAAGCAGCCAAGUGAUAGUGACUCUGACUCAAUGGCCCACAGAAUUCGCUCCCCUGGGAAGCAGCUGGCACAGUUGGAGGACAACCGGGAGGCAGGGUCCUCCGCCCAGCAUUGGUUCACCAAGAAGCUGCCAUCCAUAGUGCGCUUCACCACGUCUCUGGUCCUGCCCUCCAGCAGGUCCAAGAGGAAGCAGGCUGGCCACCGGGGCUGCGACCCAGCCCGGAAUGAGUGGGUCAACAGACUGGACAACGAGAGCCCAGACCCACAGAGCCAGCGGCAGAUCCCCAGGAAACCCAUCCGUGACCAGCUCAACAACAUCCUCAUUUCCCAGGACAAGAUGCCCGAGAACAUCAUCCUGGUCAACACCUGCGACUGGCAGGGCCAGUUCCUUUCGGACAUCCUGCAGGGGCACACGCUGCCCGUGGUGUGCACUUGCUCCACAGAUGACGUCCAGGAGGCCUUCAGCAUCAUCGUCUCCCACAUGCAGAGAUACUGCAACUGCAAUUCCCAGGCCCUGACGCCUGUGAAGAUGGCGGUGGCAGGGGCACAGCCCUACUUCAACGCUGUGCUGCGGGUCUUCGUGGAGCAGCUGUCCCAGCAGCCACCCCAAUGGCUAGACUACAUGCGCUUCCUGGUCAUUCCGCUGGGUCCCCACCCCUUGGCCAGCUACCUGGGCUCCAUGGAUUGCCGCUACAAGAACUUAUUCCAGGACCUGUACUGGCGGGACAUGUUCAACAACCUGGAUUCUGAGAACACCUUGCAGGACACACAGGACGUUGUGUUGAGAAUCUCUGAGUACGUUGUGGGGGCCAACUGUGUCUACCUGCUGCCCAUUGCUGAGGCCAUGCUCAUGUCUAAGCAGCAGCGCCCCAAUGAGAAGUCCUCACAGCUCAUCCCCUUUGCGGGGGCAGUGAAGGUUGGAAGAGUGGAACCAUCUGCAGCCAUGUCAGGAGACUCAGAUAAUGUAGUCCCCUCCUGCUCCAGUGAGCUUCUGUCCCCUACCGGGAAGGCCUCAUCCAACACACUCUCCUGCCCGUCAAUGAGUGGGGGCCUGUCCUCCACCAGCCAGAGUGUCCAUGCAGAGAUGAUGGAGCUGCAGGUGGAUUACUGGACAGCAGCCCAACCAAUAGAUACGAAGAGAGUCGCAGAGAAGAAACAGCUGCCUACCACCAAAAACACACUCAAGUGCUUCUUCCAGUCUGUCCAGGUCAGCAGGCUGCCCCGCAGUGGUGAGGGCACAGCAACACCUGCCAUGUCCAUGACAGUGGUCACCAAGGAGAGAAAAAAGAAGGCGCCCAAGAAAACCACGGACGAGGAUGUGGAGUCCCAAAGCCAGUGCAUCCAGGGCAUUGGUCGCCUGGUUUGCAGGGCCAAGCACCAGCAGAGCAUGCUGGCGGUCGUCAUCGAUGGCGUGCAAUGGAAUGACGUGGCGUUUUUCCAGCUGGCAUCCCAGUGGUCCUCCCACGUCAAGCACUUCCCCAUCUGCAUCUUCGGACACAACAAUCACACCUUCUAG